This is a messenger RNA of Seriola dumerili (greater amberjack), 3697 nucleotides long. Its product is annotated as WD repeat-containing protein 17-like. NCBI's taxonomy places the organism in Eukaryota, Metazoa, Chordata, Actinopteri, Carangiformes, Carangidae. The transcript has 19 exons. The annotation marks the transcript as partial. Gene Ontology annotation, molecular function: protein binding. The record is from RefSeq and is a predicted model, not a curated record.
AUGGCCAAGGUGAAGCAGGUGGGCUUGCUGGCAGCAGGCUGUCAGCCCUGGAACAAAGACGUGUGUGCUGCUAGUGGAGACCGCUUUGCCUACUGUGCUACUUUGGCUAUAUACAUCUACCAGUUGGACCAGCAGUACAAUGAAUUUAAACUGAGAUCCAUCAUGUCAGAGCACAAGAAGACCAUAACAGCCAUCAGCUGGUGUCCUGACAACCCAGAUCUGUUUGCAUCAGCCUCUGCUGACAACCUGCUCAUCGUGUGGAAUGUAGCAGAACAAAAGGCUGUAGCACGACUGGACAACACUAAAGGAGUCCCUGCGUCUGUCAGCUGGUGCUGGAACUCAGCUGACGGAGUGGCGUUUGUCUCCCAGCGUGGACCGUUGUAUAUCUGGGUCUAUGGAGGUCCUGACCCUGGGCUCACAGUGCACAAAGAAGCCCACUCCUUCCUGUCUGACAUCUGUCUGUUCAGAUGGCACCCCACCAAGAAGGGCAAACUGGUGUUUGGACACACAGAUGGAAGUUUGUCUGUGUUUCAGCCAGGGAGUAAAAGCCAAAAGCAUGUGCUGCGUCCAGAGUCUCUGGAGGGGACAGAUGAAGAGGACCCAGUGAGUGCUCUGGAGUGGGAUCCUCUCUCCACUGACUAUUUACUAGUGUCUAACCUCCAUAAUGGGAUCAGGCUGGUGGACAGUGAGGCCUUGAACUGCAUUACAUCCUUCUGCUUCCCCUCAGCUGCUGCAUCAGUUCAGUGUCUGGCCUGGGUCCCCUCUGCACCGGGCAUGUUCAUUACUGGAGACUCUCAGGUCGGGGUGUUGAGGGUGUGGAAUGUGUCCCGGUCUACUCCUCUGGACAGCUUCAAACUGAAGAAGACUGGAUUUCAUGCUUUACAUGUCCUCAACUCUCCUCUCUCCAAGAAGGCUCCCAGCUCCAGUUCUCCCAGUAAGAGUCAGCACACCAGUUCCACCAGUGAGGCAGUACCCCCCCCAACCCUGUCCCAGAACCGCUCCUUCUCUCUGCCCCCCGGCCACGCUGUGUGCUGCUUCAUGGAUGGAGGAGUGGGGCUCUAUGACAUGGGGGCCAAGAAGUGGGACUUCCUGCGGGACUUGGGUCAUGUGGAGACCAUCUUUGACUGUAAGUUUAAACCAGAUGACCCUAACCUUCUGGCCACGGCAAGUUUUGAUGGAACCAUCAAGAUCUGGGACACAAACACCCUCACAGCUGUUUACACCUCCCCUGGCAACGAGGGGGUGGUCUACUCCCUGUCCUGGGCUCCAGGAGACCUGAACUGCAUUGCCGGGGCUACAUCUCGUAGCGGAGCGUUCAUCUGGGAUGUGAGGAAGGGAAAGAUCAUCACUCGCUUCAAUGAGCACGGGAAGAAUGGGAUCUUCUGUAUUUCCUGGAGCCAUAAAGACUCGAAGAGGAUUGCCACCUGUAGUGGAGAUGGGUUCUGUAUCAUUCGGACCAUUGAUGGUAAAAUCCUGCACAAGUACAAACAUCCUGCUGCUGUGUUUGGUUGUGACUGGAGCCAGAACAACAAGGACAUGAUAGCGACAGGCUGUGAGGACAAAAACGUGCGGGUCUACUACUUGGCUACCAGCUCUGACCAGCCACUGAAGGUCUUCACCGGACACCUGGCUAAGGUGUUCCAUGUCCGCUGGUCUCCACUCAGAGAGGGUAUCCUGUGUUCUGGAUCAGACGACGGCACUGUUCGUAUAUGGGACUACACACAGGACGCAUGUAUCAAUGUGCUGAGUGGUCACACAGCUCCGGUCAGAGGCCUGAUGUGGAACACAGAGGUUCCCUACCUGCUCAUCUCAGGUUCUUGGGAUUACACAAUCAGAGUGUGGGACACGAGAGACGGCACAUGUCUGGACACAGCCUACGACCACGGAGCUGAUGUGUAUGGUUUGACAUGUCACCACAAUCGUCCGUUCACCAUGGCCAGCUGCAGCAGAGACAGCACGGUGAGGCUGUGGUCUCUCACUCCACUCAUCUCUCCCCUGCUGCUGAACAUCCUCACCGACCAGCCGUGGGAGAAGAUCAUAGGAAACACAGACACAGCUAUGGUUCCUGGUUCUCCUCCACUGCUCUGUGGUAAAGUGUCUCGAGACGUCAAACAGGAGCUGGACAAGCUGAGCUCAGACAUCAGGGCCAAGAAGUUGCGUUGGUUCUCUGAGUGCUUCUUGCCUCCAGGAGGCAGCAGUAACCUGUGGGACCUGGUGUCAGUCAUUAACGGUCAGGACGACUCACUGCUUCCAGCCAGCUACAGCAAAGGAGUGAUGCACAUGAAGCACCUGCUCAAGUUUAAGACAGCACAAGCACAGCAGUUACUUAAUAUGGAGAGGAGCCCAGGGCCGCAUGUUGACAACACACUGGUGUCAAGUGGUCUUACAGGGGCUGGAGAUCAGGACUGCAAACUGCCCAUUGUUCCGGUCCAGGUUAAAUCUAAGAAGGGAACCAAAACUGUCAUCACUUACGCUUUCUUGGACCAGGUGAGUACGGCUGUGUUUUGCACUGAGAGCUUAAUGCACAAGCUCCACCUCACAGGGAGGAAUGGACGCAUUCUCCUUCGAACCAUGGGCCAGGAGAAAGUCGUAAGCAGCAACAUCGUGUCAGGAUUGGAGGUUGCAGCACUGGAGGGGGACAAUUUUCUUGAGCUUCCAAGAGUUUACACGCAAGAGUCCAUGCCUGUGAACAGAGGAAAUAUUCCCACGGAAAGGGAUAUUGAACAAUGGUCACAUCUGAAACACAUUCGCUUACCUCAGAUUGAUGCAGGAAUUGAGCUACUUAUAGGUACCAAUGUUCCUAAAGCACUGGAACCACUGGAAGUGGUGUGUAGCGUAAAUGAUGGACCAUAUGCGAUCCGAACUUUGCUGGGCUGGACUGUCAAUGGUCCACUGACAGGUAGCAGUGGAGAGACCGUUAAGUGGGAGCAUCCUCAAAUAACUGUCAACAGAGUUGCAGUCGUGAACCUGGAUGACCUCUGGCAACAACAAUUUAAGAAUGAUUUCCCUGAAAGCAGUAUUGAGGAGCAACCAGGAAUGUCAAGGGAGGAUCAAAGGUUCUUGGAGUUUGUUAACAACACAGUGAAACAGGUGGAAGAGCAUUACCAGAUUGCGUUACCUUUAAGGAACAGGGACGUCAGCAUGCCAAACAACAGGAGAGUUGUUGAACAGCGCCUGUGUUAUUUGAAAAGGAGGUUUCAGAAGGACUCAAUAUUUCAUACCGAGUAUAACACCUUCAUAAAUGACCUUCUGGCUAAAGGCUAUGCAGAAAAGGUGCCCGAAGAAGAGUUGGAUCGUGGCGAUGGGAAAGUAUGGUACAUACCACACCACGGAGUCUACCAUCCCACUAAAAGAAAGAUCAGAGCUGUGUUUGACUGUGGAGCAAGAUAUCAAGGAACAUCACUAAAUGCUCAGCUUCUACAGGGCCCUGAUCUUACCAGUUCCCUGAUUGGAGUGGUGACUCGGUUUAGGAAGAAAUCAGUUGUGAUUAUGGCCGAUAUAGAAUCAAUGUUCCAUCAGGUUCAAGUCCCUCCUGAUGACAGAGACCUCCUCAGGUUCCUCUGGUGGCCAAAGGGGGAUACGCAGCAGCUACCCAUUGAGCAUCGGAUGAAGGUGCACUUGUUUGGGGCGACAUCAUCUCCCAGUUGUGCUAACUUCGCCCUCAGAAAGUGUGCAGAGGACCACGGGCAUCACUACA